CUGCCUUCCCCUACUUCCUGUCUCUGUGGGUUAAAGAUAGAGAAGAUGAACAGGCGAAGUAGGGACGUGCUGAAUCAAGAGCACGAGAGCAAAUCUGGCUAAAAGAACAUGGACGGCACAGCCUUCGACGCCGACUAAGACGUCGCCGACAAACCCCCCAGGAAGAAGCCUACUACCGACACACUCCCCAUCAAAUCCAGGAGCUUGAGGCAAAAACAAAUCAGUCUGAUCAAGGAGUGUCCUCAUCCCAACGAGGAGUAAAGGCUGUAUUAAGCAAGAGGAUGUGCUUGGAGACCGUUAGGUCAAGUUCUGGUUCCAAAAUCGCCACACCCAGAUGAAGUUGCAUCAGACCCAACUCGAGCGCCACGAGAACUCGUUGUUCCGACACGAGAACGACAAACUACGGGCGGAGAACGUGUCCCUUCGCGAUGCGAUGAGGAACCUGAUAUGCACCAACUGUGGUUGCCCCGCCAUCAUCGGGGAGAUUUCCCUCGAGGAGCAGCACCUCCGGAUUGAGAACGCGUGCCUCAAGGACGAACUCGACAAGUUCCUGGGCCGCCUAAUUACCUCCAUUGGCGGCCCCAUCCCUCCCCAGGUGCCCAACUAUAGCCUCGGCGGCCCCAUCCCUCGAUAAAAGGACGACAUCAGGAGGGACAUCUAUGUCUGCUUUGUGGCUGUGGGUGAACUUCUCUGUGUCUCUCUGUCCGAUCUCUCUCUCUCUCUCUCUCUAAAAGGCAUAGGAAGAAGGGUAGGGGAAGGCAGGGAAGAGGGUGGGAAAUGUCCAACGUGUCAAUGAACGACCCACAAAGAAAUACACAUCGGCGCCAUUUCUCA
Messenger RNA from Punica granatum (pomegranate), 834 nucleotides. The record is from RefSeq and is a predicted model, not a curated record. Lineage: Eukaryota; Viridiplantae; Streptophyta; Magnoliopsida; Myrtales; Lythraceae.